AUGCCCUGGUCGCCCCGCGCCGUGCUCUUAAGGGACCUAGUCCUUGGAAUAUUGGGCACCCUCGCCUUCCUGAUCGACCUGGGCGCCGAUGUGUGGGCCGCGAGCCAGUAUGUGCUCAGCGGUCGCUACCUGUGGGCCGCGCUGGUGCUGGCGCUGUUGGGCCUCGCCUCGGUCGCGCUGCAGCUCUUCAGCUGGGUCUGGCUGCGCUCCGACGUCUCCAUCCCGCUCGCGCCGAAGCCCCCUGGCCGGUACCUGGCGCUGUUGCAUCUCCUCCAGCUGGGCUACCUGUACAGAUGCGUGCAGGGGCUGCAUCAGGGGCUGCUGGUGUGGCGGCAGGAGGUCCCCUCCGAAUUCGACCUGGCCUACGCCGACUUCCUCUCCCUGGAUAUCAGCAUGCUGCGACUCUUCGAGACCUUCCUGGAGACGACGCCGCAGCUCACCCUGGUGCUGGCCAUCAUACUGCAGAGUGGCAGCGCCGAGUACUACCAGUGGGUCAGCAUCUGUACGUCCUUUGUGGGUAUCUCGUGGGCACUGCUCGACUACCACCGGGCCUUGCGCACCUGCCUCCCCUCCAAGCCUCUCCUGGGACUGGGCGCCUCCGUGAUCUACUUCCUGUGGAACCUGCUGCUGCUGUGGCCCCGGGUGCUGGUCGUGGCCCUCUUCGCAGCCCUCUUCCCCCGCUACGUGGCCCUGCACUUCUUGGGUCUGUGGCUGGUGUUCCUCUUCUGGGUCUGGCUGCAGGGCACGGACUUCAUGCCAGGUCCCCACUCUGAGUGGCUGUACCGGGCGACCAUGGCCACCAUCCUGUAUUUCUCCUGGUUCAAUGUGGCGGAGGGCCACACGCGAGGCCGUGCCACCAUCCACCUGGUGUUCUUGCUUCACGACAGCCUUCUCCUGGUGGUGGCCUGGGCGACUCAGAGUGCCUGGCUGCCCAGCGGGCACCUGCUGCAGAGCCUGCUGCCUGCAGCCGGGGUCUGCUUCCUUCUGGGGCUGGCUCUGCGGCUGGCCUACUACUGCUGGCUGCACCCUAGCCGCCGCUGGGAGCCCGACCAGGUGGACGGGACCAGGGGUCUCCGCUCCCUUGAGGAGUGUCAGCUCCCGCAGAACAGACGCAUGGCCCAGCUGGCUAAGAACUUUUUCCCCAAGGCAAGGGAUGAAGCUGUAUUACCAUGGAAGGGAGAGGUGAAUGGUGUCCUUUGA
Rangifer tarandus platyrhynchus (Svalbard reindeer) is the source of this 1200-nucleotide messenger RNA. The record is from the annotation of a GenBank genome assembly. Lineage: Eukaryota; Metazoa; Chordata; Mammalia; Artiodactyla; Cervidae.